Myotis davidii is the source of this 2529-nucleotide messenger RNA. RefSeq names its product carbonyl reductase 4 (gene CBR4). Lineage: Eukaryota; Metazoa; Chordata; Mammalia; Chiroptera; Vespertilionidae. The coding region runs from base 137 to 850 and encodes 237 amino acids. Gene Ontology annotation, biological process: fatty acid biosynthetic process. Gene Ontology annotation, molecular function: oxidoreductase activity, acting on the CH-OH group of donors, NAD or NADP as acceptor; quinone binding. The record is from RefSeq and is a predicted model, not a curated record. The transcript is spliced from 6 exons.
GGGGAACAGGCUGCUUUUUCUCGCGGCGGUUAGAGCUCCCAGCGGCGGUGCUAUAAAAGUCGCGAGUCUGGAAGUCUGGAAAGGGGCCGGCACUUCUAGGCCUCUUUCCUCCAAGUUUCCGACUCCCCGGUCCAAGAUGGACAAAGUCUGUGCUGUUUUUGGAGGCUCCCGGGGCAUUGGCAGGGCAGUGGCCCAGUUACUGGCCCAGAAGGGCUACCGACUGGCCAUCGUCGCCAGAAAUCUGGAAGUGGCCAAAGCCGCCGCCGGUGACCUCGGCGGUGGUCAUUUGGCAUUUAGCUGUGAUGUUGCCAAAGAGCAUGAUGUUAAACAUACAUUUGAAGAGAUGGAGAAAAAUUUAGGUCCUGUUAACUUCUUGGUCAAUGCAGCUGGAAUUAACAGGGAUAGCCUUUUAGUACGAACAAAAACUGAAGAUAUGAUAUCUCAGCUUCAUACUAACCUUUUGGGUUCCAUGCUGACCUGCAAAGCUGCCAUGAAAACUAUGAUUCAACAACAGAAAGGAUCUAUUGUUAAUGUAGGAAGUAUUAUUGGUUUAAAAGGCAAUGCUGGUCAGUCUGUGUACAGUGCUACUAAAGGAGGAUUGGUUGGAUUUUCACGUGCCCUUGCUAAAGAAGUAGCAAGAAAGAAAAUUAGAGUGAAUGUGGUUGCUCCAGGAUUUGUUCAUACAGAUAUGACGAAAGCCUUGAAUGAAGAACAUUUAAAGAAAAAUAUCCCUAUGGGGAGAUUUGGAGAACCUAUUGAUGUGGCACAUGCAGUUUUGUUUCUCUUAGAAUCACCCUAUAUUACAGGGCAUGUUCUGGUAGUGGAUGGGGGAUUACAACUCACGAUGUAAUUUACAGAUUUUUCAGUUUGAAUGGUGAUUAGAAUCCGGCACACAUUGUUGAUUAGACAAUCACAUCUACAUGGGUGACAUUUGCUAAUCAAACCUAUUCAUGCUACAAAUGUUGAUUUCCACCUUUAUAUCUGAAAAGAAUGUUUGACCAAUUGUGUUUUUUAAAUGGUAUGUACCUUAUAGACUGUAGCAAUUUUAGUAUACAGAAAUUUUUCAAGUGCUAUAAACAGGUAUUACUAAUUUAUAUAUUUUGUCUCAAAAGUGGAAAAAAUUAUAAAGUUUAAUUUUCAUGAGUUACUUUAUUACAUUAGGUUGAAUGCUCUAGAAGUUAACUUUGUGGGUCAUUGCCAAAAUAAGAGUAUUUAUAUGGCAUUGGUUAGUUGUCAGUACUUUAGCAACCUUGCUAAAGUUAAAUAUUACAUUUCUUUUUAAUAUGCUUUGGCUGAUAAGUUUUUAUACAGGUUGAAAAAAAACUUGUAUCAGUUUGAUGCAAACAUGAAUUUAGAGUCUUUAUCCCUGAUUGAGCUGCUGGGCAAAAUAGUCUACAAACAUAAGUGUGGUAUAGUUGAUCUGUCCUGUUGAAAUUCUCAACGAUGAUGAGCAGUAAGCAUUAACUCAGAGAAACACAGUAUCUGCUAAAUUGACCUCAUUAAUGUAGGAAGUGUAAGUGUUGUGUGUUUUCUUAAAUCCACAAAACAGUAUAGCAAACUACUUAAAAAUAGUAUGAAAAAAUGAUAUUUUAAAAAUUGAGAGUAUUUUGAAUAUGAUUUUUACCCUAAAAUUUUAGUUAGUAAACAAUUACUUACAAUCAUAAAUGAUAAAUAUGCACUACCAAUGGAUUAGAUAUCUUACAAGGAACAAAAGCAUUAGUUUUAAAAGAAAUAUUUGAGAAUAGAGAUAAAGACACAAACUCUAUGUAAAAUAUCAGGGAACAUCUCUUUUUCAUUGAACUAUUUUGUGGGGAAUAGUGUGAUAUUUUGAUGUCACAGGAUUCAUGGUCAUUUUUAUUACUUAAAAUGUUUUAAAUAUUUACUGCACUUUAAAAAGUAAUCCUUUUAUGGUUUUAUUGGAGCUGAACAUUAUUUUAUGUAAACAUACAUAAUUUUACAUUGAAAGUCAGUGAAAAAACAUAGGAUAUAGUAAUAAAUGCAAAGUAAUACAAAGAAAUAUAAAUAAAAUGAAAAGUAAUAAAGGAAAAUCUAUGUUUUAAAUUAAUUUUGCUGAUUCCUUAAAAAUUUCUUUAGAAUUUAUCUUUGAAAUAACCUUCUUUAUAUAUAGGAGUCUUUUUAGGAUGUGAGAAUGUCUGUUAAGUGUGAAUAAAAUUAGAUUAUUAAUCAAAUUGUCUACUAAAUGGAAGCAUGGUAACUUACAGAAUUUAUCAGGCGUUAACAAUUCCAGGCACAUAUAGGAAAUGCAACAUUAAAGAUGGUGCCUCUAAGCUAGGUGAGUUUAUGCAGACAGAGCAGGCCAUUUUCUAACGCUGCCUCACCUGCAGGCUUUUGGCCACCUGCACUUCUUCAUUGUGACAUCCUCUCAGGCUGAAUUCCCUUCUUUGGACACCUCAUGUACUGUAAUUAUCAAAGGAGCUAAUUUGACUGGUGAUUAGGAAGAAAGCAACGUAUUUCAUGGUACUGAUGACACUAAGAUGUAGGCUACAGAUAGGUUUAAACUUUAAGUGU